This is a messenger RNA of Talpa occidentalis (Iberian mole), 1910 nucleotides long. RefSeq names its product ZFP2 zinc finger protein (gene ZFP2). The record is from RefSeq and is a predicted model, not a curated record. Lineage: Eukaryota; Metazoa; Chordata; Mammalia; Eulipotyphla; Talpidae. Gene Ontology annotation, molecular function: RNA polymerase II cis-regulatory region sequence-specific DNA binding; DNA-binding transcription factor activity, RNA polymerase II-specific. Gene Ontology annotation, cellular component: nucleus. The transcript has a single exon. Bases 14 to 1408 code for a protein of 464 amino acids. Gene Ontology annotation, biological process: central nervous system development; regulation of transcription by RNA polymerase II.
CUAUGAGGUAACAAUGGAAAGGGAAGGUCUCUGGGAGUCAACCGUAGGGGAAACCUGGGAACCUGACAGUUGGGUACAAGGGCAAGAAAAAACCCAGGCUAAACAGCCGGACCAAGUGGCAGUUUCCCAUAAGGAUGCCCUCACUGAGAGGAAGGUACACAGAGAUAUUGAAUUUGAAAGAUGUUUCAGUCAGGGUUCAAUUCUUGAUACACAACAAAGUAUUCCUAUGGGGGAAAGUCCCUGUAAUUGGAACUCUUACAGAAAAGACACUAAACAAAAUUCUGAAUUAAUUGAAACUCAAAGACUGUUUGUAGCAGAGAAAAUAUAUGAAUGUAAUGAGUGUGGGAAAGCCUUUGCCCAGAGCUCCUCCCUUCUUAAGCACCAAAGGAUUCAUACUGGGGAGAAACCUUUUAAGUGUAAUAUAUGUGGGAAACACUUCAUUGAACGCUCCUCCCUUACCAUACAUCAAAGAAUUCAUACUGGUGAGAAACCUUAUAAAUGUAACGAAUGUGGGAAAACCUUCAGUCAGAGCAUGAAUCUUACUGUUCAUCAAAGAACUCAUACCGGAGAGCGGCCCUAUCAGUGUAAAGAAUGUGGAAAAGCUUUCCACAAGAAUUCAUCCCUUAUUCAACAUGAAAGAAUUCAUACUGGAGAGAAACCCUACAAAUGUAAUGAAUGUGGGAAAGCUUUUACCCAAAGCAUGAAUCUUACAGUUCAUCAAAGAACUCAUACAGGAGAAAAACCCUAUGAAUGUAAUGAAUGUGGAAAAGCCUUUAGUCAAAGUAUGCAUCUUAUUGUACAUCAGAGAAGCCACACUGGAGAAAAACCCUAUGAGUGUAAUGAAUGUGGAAAGGCCUUUAGUAAGAGCUCAACUCUUACCCUACAUCAGCGAAAUCACACUGGAGAAAAACCCUACAAAUGUAACAAAUGUGGGAAAUCCUUUAGCCAAAGUACAUACCUUAUAGAACAUCAGAGACUUCAUUCUGGAGUAAAACCUUUUGAAUGUAAUCAGUGUGGAAAAGCUUUCAGUAAGAAUUCAUCUCUUACCCAACAUCGAAGAAUUCAUACUGGAGAAAAACCUUAUGAAUGUAUAGUAUGUGGAAAACAUUUCACUGGGCGAUCAUCCCUUACUGUACACCAGGUUAUUCACACUGGAGAAAAACCUUAUGAAUGCAAUGAAUGUGGAAAGGCCUUCAGCCAGAGUGCAUACCUUAUUGAGCAUCAACGAAUUCACACUGGUGAGAAACCUUAUGAAUGUGGCCAGUGUGGAAAAGCCUUCAUUAAGAAUUCAUCCCUUAUAGUGCACCAGAGGACUCAUACAGGAGAGAAACCCUAUCAGUGUAAUGAAUGUGGAAAAGCUUUCAGUCGGAGCACAAACCUUACACGACAUCAAAGAACUCAUACAUAAGGAAAGUUUUCUUUGGUCUUCUCACCAUGUUUAACUCUUUGGUGAUAACCAGAUAAAUAAUACAAUAUAGAAACAAUAAAUGUAGCAAUUAUAGGAAUCUUUUAGUUGAAGUACAGUAUACCAGGCCAGAUAAUACAGACCACUGUAGAGAAACCAUAUAAAAGUGGCAAAAUCUUGACUAAAAAAGUAAAGCUUCAUUUUAGGAGGUUUAAGUAGCUGAUGUUCUGAACAGUAAAAUUUCAUGCUAAAGAUAAGUUCUAUUAUCUGUGGAUUCUCCUUUGGACAUCAGAAAUCACACAGGAGAGGAAAUAUGAGAGUGACUAACUGGACAUCCCAGAGACCUGGUAUGUUGUCCUGAUCUGCCCCUAACUUGGACAAGUCACCUACCUUCACCAGGUCAGUUUCCCUUGUUUGGUAAAAAGGAUUUUUAUUUUAGAAGGACUGCACAAUCCCUAGUAGCUCUAGAAUGCUACAAACCUAUAAAUAGAAUGAGUGCUGGGAA